Molecule: messenger RNA, 2959 nt
Organism: Dendrobium catenatum
Lineage: Eukaryota; Viridiplantae; Streptophyta; Magnoliopsida; Asparagales; Orchidaceae
Product: cellulose synthase-like protein D3
Exons: 1
Coding region: 419-2794 (791 amino acids)
Biological process (GO): plant-type primary cell wall biogenesis; cellulose biosynthetic process
Cellular component (GO): trans-Golgi network; plasma membrane
Molecular function (GO): cellulose synthase (UDP-forming) activity; mannan synthase activity
Source: RefSeq, a predicted model, not a curated record
AGUGUGUACACUCAUAUGUCCAAAUAAUUCUUCGUGUCCGGACUCCACACGAAAUGAUUUCUCGUUCAUUAUAUAGUAUUCUCCCCUUUCUUCUACACAUCUCAUUUCUAGGAACUUAUUCAUGAAGGUUUCUCCUCUAGAUGCUAAUUCUAUCCUGACCUCAUGAUGGAUCUCCCCUAAUAAAUAUAAAUAUCAUUGAAUACACAAUCACGCAUUGAUCCCUUUUAUUUAUGUUCAAUGAACUGAUAGGAUUUUUUUUUUUCAAGCAUAUUUCUGCUAAAUCUUCUCUGUUGCUGCAUAAACUGAUGCAGUCUCAUAAAUUUGCAGGCUUCUAGUUGCCGUCCGCAUUGUAGCUCUAUCCCUGUUUCUCGCAUGGAGAAUAGCCCACAAGAACCCAGACGCCAUCUGGUUGUGGGGUAUGUCAGUAGUAUGCGAGCUCUGGUUCGCUUUCUCAUGGCUUCUCGAUCAGCUCCCUAAAGUCUCACCCAUCAACCGCGCCACCGACCUCUCCAUCCUCAAGCAGAAAUUCGAGUCCCCGUCACCAUCCAACCCCACCGCAAAAUCCGACCUUCCCUCCAUCGACGUCUUCGUCGCCACCGCCGAUCCCGUCAAAGAACCAACUCUUCUCACCGCCAACACAAUCCUUUCCAUCCUCGCCGCUGAUUACCCCGUCGACAAACUCACCUGUUACCUCUCCGACGACGCCGCCUCCCUCCUCACUUUCGAAGCUAUCGCCGAAGCGGCCUCCUUCGCCUCCGUCUGGGUUCCCUUCUGCCGCAAACACCGCAUCGAACCCCGCAACCCCGACAGCUACUUCUCCCUCAACCGAGAUCCAUACAAAAACAAACUCCGCCCCGACUUAGUCCGCGACCGCCGCCGCAUCAAGCGCGAGUACGACGAAUUCAAAGUACGCAUCAACGGUCUCCCUGAAUCCAUCCGCCGCCGCUCCGACGCCUUCCACGCCAGCGAGGAGCUCAACGCUUCCUCCGUUGAACCUGCCGUCAAGAUUCCUAAAGCCACUUGGAUGGCCGACGGCACCCACUGGCCCGGCACUUGGAAUAUCCCCGCCGCCGAUAACUCUCGCGGCGAUCACUCUGCCAUCAUCCAAGUCAUGCUCAAAACCCCAUUAGACCAUCCCGUCUUCGGCGGAGGCGGUGGCGGAGCCGUGCUCGACUUAUCCGAAGUGGAUGUCCGGCUUCCGAUGCUCGUCUACGUCUCGCGAGAAAAGCGCACGGCUUGCAACCAUUACAGGAAGGCCGGCGCGAUGAACUCUCUUCUACGAGCCUCUGCUAUAAUGUCUAACGCGCCUUUCGUACUAAACCUCGACUGCGAUCACUAUAUUUACAAUUCGCAGGCGUUGCGGGAAGGAAUUUGCUUCAUGAUGGACCGCGGCGGAGACCGCGUUUGCUUCGUUCAAUUCCCGCAGAGAUUCGAAGGGAUCGACCCUUCCGAUCGCUACGCCAAUCACAACACCGUUUUCUUCGAUGUCAAUCUGCGUGCGCUCGAUGGCUUGCAAGGCCCUGUUUACGUUGGCAGCGGAUGUCUUUUCCGCCGCAUCGCGCUUUACGGCUUCGACCCCCCGCGCGCGAAGAACCACCACCCGCUUCAUAUGCCUUCGCCAGACUUAUCGAUUUCUUCCAAUACCAGCAAAUUCGGCAACUCGAUCUAUCUAAUGGAUUCAAUUCCCGUGACGGAGUACCAAGGUCGACCGCUCGCCGACCAUCCGUCGGUGAAGAACGGCCGGCCUUCCGGGGCGCUGAUCUUCCAACGCGACCCGCUCGACGCGUCCACAGUGGCGGAGGCCAUUAACGUGGUGUCAUGCUGGUUCGAGGAGAAGACGGAGUGGGGGAGUCGGGUCGGGUGGAUAUACGGGUCGGCAACGGAGCACUUAGUAACUGGUUACCGGAUGCAUAACCGCGGGUGGCGGUCGAUCUACUGUGUCACCAAGCGCGAUGCUUUUCGAGGCAAAGCCCCCAUUAACCUCACGGACAGGCUUCACCAAGUUCUCCGUUGGGCAACUGGUUCGGUCGAGAUCUUCUUCUCCCGCAACAAUGCUCUCUUCGCCAGCCCCAAGAUGAAGUUUUUGCAGCGUGUUGCGUACCUUAAUGUUAGCAUUUACCCCUUCAGCUCAAUCUUUCUCAUCGCCUACUGUUUCCUCCCGGCGCUCUGUCUCUUCUCCGGGCAGUUUAUAGUGCAGAGUCUAGAUAUGACCUUCAUCAUUUACCUCCUCGUCAUUACUCUCACUGUCUGCCUUCUCGCCAUUUUAGAGAUCAGGUGGUCAGGGAUUGAGCUUGAGGAAUGGUGGCGUAACGAGCAGUUUUGGUUUAUCGGCGGAACCAGCGCUCACCUCGCUGCAAUAUUGCAGGGGCUGUUUAAGGCUGUCACUCGGAUUAAGAUCCAUUAUACUCUAACCUCAAAGUAUGCCGGCGGCGGCGGCGACGACAAUAACGAUGACGAGUUCGCCGAGCUCUACCUCGUGAAGUGGACGUGGCUGAUGGUUCCGCCGCUGACCAUUAUCUUGAUGAACUUGAUUGGCCUUGCAGUAGGCGUGAGCAGAACUCUGUACUCGAUUAUCCCGCAGUGGAGCCGGCUGCUCGUCGGAGUGUUCUUUAGCUUCUGGGUUCUUGCUCAUCUGUACCCUUUCGCUAAAGGGUUGAUGGGGAGGAGGGGGAAGACGCCCACUAUCGUCUUCGUGUGGUCGGGGCUCAUUGCUAUCACGAUCUCGCUGCUAUGGGUAGCCAUUAAACCACCUUCGGCCAAUUCUCGGAUUGGUGGUUCCUUCUCUUUCGCUUGAUUCCAUUGCAGAUAUGGUGAUUAUUGGCUACUUGAUUGCAACUCUGCUUCUGCUAAUCUUAAUGUGGUCCAAAUAAACCUUAGUUUUGAAUUCAUAAUUCUUUAGAUUAUUUUUGGAGAUUUCAAUGAAUCUUUUGUCAUCUUCUAUUGGAGCCUUUGAGCGGAG